This is a messenger RNA of Brassica napus (rape), 4025 nucleotides long. Its product is annotated as E3 ubiquitin-protein ligase ATL15. The coding region runs from base 421 to 1551 and encodes 376 amino acids. Lineage: Eukaryota; Viridiplantae; Streptophyta; Magnoliopsida; Brassicales; Brassicaceae. The transcript has a single exon. The record is from RefSeq and is a predicted model, not a curated record.
UGCUUUAAGAGGUGAUAAUAUCUAUUUGAUAGUAUCAUAGUAGCACGAAAUGUAUCGUGGUUACACAGAGAUAAUAGGACAUAAGAUGACAAAAAUUGAUUAAAAAAAACAAAAGUGGUGGUUCACUUAAAAGCACAAUAAAAAUUGUACAUAUUAUUUUAGUUUGUAACACUUCAAACUUCUUUAUUCCACCACUAUAUCUUAUGCUAUUGCCACCUGCACUUUCGACCAUCAAUUGCUUCGUUAAUAUUCCCUUAAAAAGAAUUUAUCAAUAGUAGUGCUUUGGUACAAUCUCAAAAAGUCAACCAUCUUGUAGUCAUUAAGCUAAGCAAACCCCCUUAAUUAUUUUAUUACACGUUCACCCCGCCGGACCAUAACGGCAGAACUUUGGUCCUCAUGAAGCCCAGAGAUUGUUAAACUAUGGUCAUGUCAAGAUUAUACUUCUACUCUUCUUUCUUGCUUUUAUUACGGUUCGUUGCCGCUCAAAGCAGCAGCUAUGAACAAGGGACAGGGUUCAAUCCAACCACGGCUAUAGUCAUGAUCGUACUCGUCAGCGUUUUCUUCUCACUUGGAUGUGUCUCCGUCUACAUGAGAAGGUGUCUCGAGCAAGCCCUAGGGAUCGACGACGGAAGAUCCGGCGACCCGGGAAACUGGCUUAACGUUAGGCAGCAGACGCCGCGUGGACUCGACGCGUCUGUCAUAGAAACUUUUCCGACUUUUCGUUACUCCACCGUGAAGACGUUGAGAAUCGGCAAAGAAGCGUUGGAGUGUCCCGUUUGCCUCAACGAGUUCGAGGACGACGAAACGCUGCGUUUGCUUCCUCAAUGUUGCCACGUGUUCCAUCCUGGUUGCAUAGAUGCCUGGCUACGUUCUCACGCCACGUGUCCUCUUUGCCGCGCUAAUCUCGUUCCUGUACCGGGUGAGUCUGUUUCUUUCGAGAUCUCCGGUUUAGCUAGAGAAUCCGGUCAGAGCUCUCCUCUAACGUCGAUUGUUGAUGAUAACCGGAGAAUGGCUUUGGCUUCUCCGGACGAGCGGUUACUUGACUCAGUGGCUUGGACAGGUAACCAAAGCAUGCCACGUAAGUCCAUGUCUACAGGGUGGAAAUUAGCUGGAUUGUUUAGCCGGUCAAGUUCUUACAGUCAGACCGAGGAGAAUCUAGACCGGUUCACGCUAAGAUUACCGCAGGAGAUACAUGAUCAGCUCAUGAACCAAGGGUCAAAAGGCCACAUUGCGCUACCCCAAGUGAGGAGCUCGAUACGAGGAUACAGAACCGGAACCCUAGGGACUGAAAGUAACUAUUUCUACUUUGAACGGUUCGAUCAAGACGGUCGGUUCGACAGAAGACCGUUUUCUAUAACUCCUCCGUACCGGACCGGCUUGAUCAGGUCUCCGAAUGGGGUUAUCAACGGGGGAGAUGGUUAUCAGGAACGUGCUGGUACACCCAAAAGUUUGCUUCUAGCAAUAAGGUCGCCGUUUGAUCGGUUAUUCACUGGAAAAAACAAUGUAGGUGAACGUUCUUACCUUAGAUCCGGUGAUGCGAGUCCUGUGUAGUCGGAUUUUAAUAAAACUUGGAUUCGGUAUAUAUUUUCUUCUAAUUUUUUUUGUGUAACAAAAAAACUCAAUACCUCUUACUGCUGAAAUGAAAUAAAUGGUUUUGGUUUAUCCUAAGUUUUGUGACUGUCAAACCAUCAAUAUAGCAAGAAAACCAUCUCACUAAGUUCUAUGUGAAAACUUCAAAGAGAUUCAUGAAACCAAAACCACCAUGACGGAAAUAGAGAACGGAUAGGUAGAGGGCAGGAACAUGUAGAAAAAAAAAAUCAGGUUAUGACUAGAUUAUCGAGAAAACCGAUAAUCCCCAAGAAUACUGACAAGAAGUGGAUACAAAGUAAAGGUGAGUAACGCAAGUUAUUAGAAGAGUGUAUUUUAUGAUUAUAGUCAGGGCAUAAAAUGAGAAACCACCUUCCGGAACUAUAUCUAUCGGUCGCAUCCUGUAAAUUCCACCGACUUUCACCUGCAUCCGAUCAAAUGCUAUUUAGGAAGCAUGUCAUUCUCAAUUGAAAAAGAAAGAAUCCUAAAGAGCGUUAGCUAAAACACCUCAUAAAAGGAAAUCACCCUAGGGUAGAUCAUAUAUGAAUAAAAAGAAUCCUAAAGAGUGUUAGCUAUUAACCUCAUAUAAAAGGAUAGGUUCGACUUAAGCAAAGGCCAGAAGAACACCUCCAAACUAGGCCAGAGUAACUGUUUCUUAAUAAAUAAGAUUCACUUGUAAUUUUGUAAAUUAUGGCGGCCGAAAAUACUGAACUUGAACGUGCAAGUAUAACCGACGAUGAACAUGACUGGAUUAGUCACUUUUAAUUAAUGGCACACUUAAUACAAACUGCGUACACCUGACAAAAGAUUUAAGCUGUUUUCACUUCUAAACAAAACCUAGUAACUGCGAUAAGGGAGGGUGUGUAAGGUACUGAUAGACUACUAUAAAUAGAGGGGAGGGAGAACUUUUGGUACGGUUUUUACCGUUUACGCCUUCAGAGAGAUUAGGAAAAACCAAACCCUAAACUGUUCUGGUUUAAGCUCUUGAUACUCGACCAUUGUUCUUCGUUGCUUAAUUAUUAUCACUCAUUUAUCAGCGACUUAUAAGUUAUAACUAAUCAUUAAUUUCCAACACGUAUCCCAGUCUCGACACUAAGAGUUACAUGAAAGUCAGGCAUUUGUAGUAAGAUCAACGGCCACAAACAGUACUCUAAAUGCCACACCCAGAAUGUGAAAUUAAAGGUGAACAGCUAAGAUGCAUUUGAUCUCAAGACUCUGUAACCAGAUGAAAUGAAAUCUGGAAAUAAUUUUAUCUUUGAAGCUACUAUGAUGGAUUUACCUGUUAUAUGACACGUUUGAACGAGUAAUUCAUCUUUCAACUACUAAUAUCUUAUUUGUAUGUGUUUCAGUUAGAGUUCAUGUAUCGUUUUCCAGUGUGGCCAAUCAUUUUUCAAGUUUUUGGAGCUAUCGUUUUUCAGUCCUAAUAUCUUUAGUGUUUAUGUGUUAAUUAGGGUCCGAUUGGUAAUAGCUGUAGCUUUAAAUAUUUUACUGUAGAAAAAAAUCUGUAGACUUUUUGCUGUGGCUUUAGAUUUUAUUGCUGUAGAAUUUUAUUGAAGCACUAAAAAAUUGCUUUGGAUAUUUGGCUCUGCAGAGCACUUGUACAGCUGUAGGAUAUUUUAAGAGCUGUGGUUUCAAAAAAAAAUUUAAAGCUUGAUUGCUCUGAAUUUGGUGCUGUGGAAAUAAAUAGGGCUGUGGACAGCACCUACAGCAACUACCAAUCACCCCCUUAAUUGUUUUUUUAUACUCUAUUUCCUUAUCGAUACAUUUUUCAUUUUUGCAAAUCUUCAAAACUCUAAAAAUUAAAACCUAAAACUUAGAUCCUAAAUCAACAAACAGUAAAUCCUAAACCUAAAUCCCAAACUAUAAAUUCUGAAUCCUAAACCAAAAAUAAAGACUGGUGAAUCCAAACUGAUUAAUUGAUGCAUAGUAAAUAUAAAAGAGAUAUAGCAUGAGAAAACUAAACCUUAAGCUACAAAUACCAAAUCAUAAGCCACGAAUGCCAAACUUUAAACCAUGGACACUUUUUGUAAAUUGAUUAUUACUUUAUGAACCAAAAUUGAUUAGUCUAUCCUACUCCAUAAGAACAUAUGAUUUAGGAAUUUAUAGUCAAAACAAGCAUGAGACACUUGAUUCACGUAAUUAUCUGAUGCGAGAUCGAUUCUUAAACUUGAAAACACAAACAUAGUUUCAAAUUUACACAAAUCGUCAAGUAUCAAAUAUUUUUUCGAAACAAAAGAAAAUUGUCAAGUAAUCACAUCUCCGCACACAAACAUUUGUAUAUAUAGGAAUCAUUAACAAAAAAAAGAAAAUCCCAUCACCAAACCAAAUCAAAGCAUCAACAAAACACAAUCCCCUUUUGAGGUUCAAAAAGUACAUAAACAAAUGAAAAUUCUAAUUUAAAUUAAUUAAAAUUUGACCCGAAUAACCAUAUUUCUUUU